Andrographis paniculata is the source of this 1464-nucleotide messenger RNA. RefSeq names its product early nodulin-like protein 1. The record is from RefSeq and is a predicted model, not a curated record. Bases 696 to 1388 code for a protein of 230 amino acids. The transcript has 5 exons. Lineage: Eukaryota; Viridiplantae; Streptophyta; Magnoliopsida; Lamiales; Acanthaceae.
AAAAUAACAAAAUAAGCAAUAAAUUAAAAGCCAUAGAUAAUCAUCAUGUAUGUAUGAUGACAAUAUGAAGAUUGGAGUAGCAACAAAAUUGUUGUUUAUUUGCCUGAAAAGAAAAGAAAGUGGUAAGAAUUGAGAUGCAAAAAGGGUCUCAAAAUACAAGACCUAAUACUAGACUAGGCCUUUUUCAUCUUUUGAUUGAUAAUCAGAGGAGUAAUCAUUUUAGAAUAAUAAUGCCCAUCAUCACAAAAGAAAAGAAAAGAAAAGAAAAAGAUGAACAACAAAAAGUAUCAAAUGCAAAAUAAUUAUUUAUGUGUACACACACAUAUAUGUGUAGUACUAUAUUCAUUAAUCAAAUUAUCCUCCCUCAUCUUUAUUUUCAACUUUAACUUCAUUUUUUCAGAAACCCUUUUGAAGUUUGUUUUCUUUCAGAGACAAAAUCAUCCCACUUUUUUGUACUGUCAAAAAACAUAUAACCACUACUCAUAACCCUCUUUUGCUUUCUUGCCAACACCCGGGGAUCUCCGCUCCAGAAACGAUCCGCACCGUCGAAAGUACAGAUCCCACACUCGGGAGCCAAACUCCAUGGACCUCCCAAGAAUACCCAUCCCCAUGCCCCAGCCUCUUCUCUGUCAAGCACACAUUCAAACUUUCCACUGUACAAACAUGCCUGUCUUGUCCACUACACAUUUCCCUCCAUGUUGAUGGUGCUUUUCUUCUUCGUCUUCUUCUUCUUCCACUCUCCACUGUCGGACUCUGCAACUGUGACUGUUGAUGGAGUCUCGCCAUGGCCGAACCCUAAUCUUCAUAUUGGAGACUCUGUUGUUUUCCAGCACAGAUUCCAUUACAAUCUGUACGUGUUCCAGACAGAGGAAGCUUUCGAUCUCUGCAACUUCUUGCGCGCCACGCUCUUGACGAAGCCCAAUUCGUCUUCUUACACUUGGCGAACUUCCCGCCCUGGAUUGUUCUACUUCGGAUUCAGCAAUGGCUCGAACGUGGCGUGCUUACAAGGCCAGAAAUUCUCCGUGAAGGUGGUCUCGGCUGCGCCGGCGCCGGUUCCGGUUCCGGCGCCGGCGAUUGUUGCUGGAGGAGUUGUGGCUUCUUCUCCGGCGUUUCCGUGGCCGUUCCAACCCCGAGAAAGGACUUCCCGUUCGCCGAGUCCUGCCCCUGGUUCGUCGCUGACCGCAGCCGUCGGCCCGGCGGCGCCGGACAGGGGAGUGCCGUUUAUUAACAGUAAUCCGGCGGUGCCGCUGCCCACCGGAGAAGUUGAUUCUGCUACUAUCCGGCCAUUGCCGACGUCUGGCUGUCACCGCCGCGACGAUCAGGUGGUGGGCUUUCUUGAAGUUGUGAGAGCUUUGAGCUGCAUAAUUUUGCUUGUAAUGAUGGCCUAGAGUGAGAGAGAGAAAGAAUGUAAAGUGGACUUAAAGUUGUAAUGAUUGUAGCAUAUGAGAGAGAAGUCUUGACCCU